UGCUGUGUCUGCUCUACUUUUGUUCCACAAUUGCGUCCAGUGCGCUGCCACUGCUGAGAACGCCGUCUCCUUGCGCCUUUGUGAGAGUCAAUUCGGUCACCUGGAAACCGCACGCCUUACUCUCCUGUUGUUUGGCUUGUGCUUUGCCCUCAUACAUGCACGCUCCCGCCUCGAGAAAAGUUUUCUGUCUUUGUCUUCGCUUGUCUUCGCUUUGCUUUGCUCGACUCUCGUUAUCGUUCCCUCCUCGUCUGACAUUCAGGAUGCUGGUCGCCAUGGCUUGGUCGACGUAGGAGCAGAAAAUCACUGGCUGCGAGCUCCGAACUUGCAGCUGGCCAAUGAUCGACAGUACCUGGCCAUCUCGCUGUACUUGUUCCCGUCCGGCAUCGAUUUGGAUAACCACGCAGCAUCUCCGUUCAGAUGAAGGACCAGCCUGGCAGCACAACAUCCUUGUGGUAGAUCCGACAACGAGGUCGUCCACACGACAUCCACACGCUGUACUGCACGUUCUCUCCGCCCGAGAGUGCGUUGCAGACACACAGGCGCGUGUGCAAUGCAACUCGCCGCUGCUCUGCAGCAUCGCCAUCCACCACCAGGCUUUGCCAACCACACUCCCCGCGAGUGGGAGAUAACAGCAGUCUGCCCCGCGCAAUCUCUUCCGUACUCGGAUGACAUGUUCGGACUUGGGCCUGGCAUUGGCAGGACAGUUGGUGGUGCUGGUCCACCCUAUACCGAGGCCUCAACCAUGGGCCAGGCCCCAUCAUCAGCUCCUGCUACUAAUGCCAAGUCAGACCAUUUGCGCAAGGCGAGCUCCUCAGCAAUUCUUCGCGAAGACUCUAUUCAGCAGACUUUCGAGGACAGUCAGUGUCCAAGUCCAGCGACCGAUUAUACCCCUGCAUUGUCUCGGUCGGAUUCUUGGUCUAUCCAUUACGACUGCACGACCCAGGCACCUUACUCUAGUGCUUGCCCCGGUGGCGGGCCGUCUACCGUUGGCAAUAUGAACACUCAAACGAGCCUGACUCGCCUACCGAAAGACAACCCGUCUCACGAUUUGGCCUACUUCCUCAAGAAUACUGCUCCCCCACUCGCUCACAGGAAGCCACGGAGAGUACUGAGUGGCAGGACAGCUCUGCGUCUGUUGAGGAACGGCAGUGGACCUCAGAGGAAGCCGCGAAGCUCAUUGAUACAAAAUGCUCAUGACAGACUCAACGGCGUUUUACGUGACGAGGGUGGACUGCUCCCUGGAAGCGUCCCGCGAAACUGUGAACAAAAGAUAUCAUCUACUGGAAAACGAUAUUUGGCGUUGGUGCCUGAGCAACCGGAGCUUGACGAAAGUGGCGAUACGACAAUGGAGUUCGAUGAGCCUUCAAUAUUGAGCCCAGACAUCCUGGAAUCGCGAGUGUCGGUCUGCUUCCACGACGAUGUCACAUCUGCGACUGACGACAUUCUUGACAACUGGCUGUCGUCCUACGCCGAUUCUUUGACGAAGCAGCAGACUCACAGUAUCAGUGACCAACAUACUAUCAUCAGCGACCGAAGCUCGAAACCACCUUCUAGUUUCCAAGAUGUAGCUAGUCGUCUGUCCAGGCAACACCACUAUUCAGACACACCGAUACGACCGGCGGCGUCAGUCCCACCCAGUCCCAUCCCCGAGUCGGCAAUCUCCAUGGCAGAUUCGUACCACAGUAGUGUGUUUGAUCGACCGCCUCCAAGGCUAUCCUUUGACACUACAAGAGCACUGACUAGCCAUCCGACAUCUGCGAAAGAGGCGUCCCUGUCACGGUCGUCGAACGUCGCUCUGCCACACGAGGCUUUUCCUGUUAAGCACCCAAGUCCUGGAAAGGAAGUGCAGAUCCGUCAUCCAGUACCUCGUCGGCUAGGCAGUCACCCUGUACUUCUGCAAAGAGCUUCAAGCAUAGCGUCAAUGAUGUACCAGAGGAGUCAGUCCGAACACAGGAGUUCUUGCGACAGCCCCGGACCUCCGCCUCCUCGGAGUCCGUUACGGUUGCGACGAGAUCCUCGAACGAUCGAGGGCAUCAUCUCAAAUCACGAAAACUCGCGUGGAAGUACGGCUAGACUGGCGCCCAGUAUCAAGUCUGCCAGUGAGUUCAAUUUCGACGUUGAGCCGAUUCGGGCUACAGUCACUACUGAGUGCUCUGGGCCCAUCAAGCGCCCAAGAUCACGAGGAAAGAAGGAGAGAGCGAAGUUACCUAGAGCCCCAUAUCCUAGUCCUCGCAGGGAACGCGAAGAGCGUGUCCGAGCACGCAAGCUUCGCGACAAGCCCUCCACGAUCAGAGCGAUCGAUGCCGUGGUCAAUGAGCCAGAGCAGAGCACCAAGCAACGUCUUAAGAAGAUGAGACCAAGGAUUCAGAUUCCCACUCUGAUACCACAUCGAGCUACUUCGACAGCAAGCGAUGCUUCGAGCUCCGCUAGUUACAAAAAGGUCACCCAGUCCACAGCGUCUCCUGUCUCACCCGUGCCCUCCCUGGCCAGUGAGAUCUCGGAAGAAGAUAACAUGGGGUGCACUCCAAUCUCUCCUACAGCAUCAGCCGAAGUACAAAACAUGCAAGCAGGUCUGCAGAUGUCCCCGAUGAUGUUCGUGGCCGAGCAGGUACCAGUGCCGAAGACGACCAAAACUCCCUCUUCGCCCAAGCUCAUCAUGAGGGAGACGAAGAGUAGCUCCAAGGCGCCCUACAAGCCAAGGCCAAGGUCGGCCUCUUUACCGCGAAAUGCUCUGAGACGUCGGAGUCGGCAGAGCGUCAGCAAUCGCUCGUCACCACGGAGCAGUAGUCCAGUACUGCGGGCUUCAUUCGACAUCGUCUCCUCGGCCGAUCUACCCUCGCCGCCACCCACGAGGGCUCCACCACCAACACCACCCCAAUCAGUCAUCGAAAAGCCCGCCGUCUCAAACAUUGGCGCGAAACGCUCGGUCCAGGGCAAAGAACUCCCCACAGUCCCAUCCUACGAAGUAUCCCCCAUCUCGACCUCCUCCACCAAAAAAUUCCCACCCAUCACCGCAGCACAGCGAAAACCCCACGCAGAACGUAACCAAAAACCAGAAAGCAGCAUAUCAACCAACCGAGCAGCUUCCCGAAUCGACGCCCGAUUAGAAGCACUCGAAAAGCAAAACGCCCUCUUAUCAGCAGCUUUGAUGGCAGUUCUGAAAACCAACGGUCAACACAAUGGUCCUUUGGCAGAAUUGGGAAUCCAACAACAGCAGCAGCUAGAACCGGCUAAACCUAUGGCGUGGGAGACGCGUGUGGCGAGGAGGAGUGAGGCUACAAUGGCGAGUACGCAUACGAAUACUACUACGGCGAGUAGUAGUGGGAAUGAUAAUGCUCUGGAGAUGUAUAUGAGUACCAGACAGGGUCGACGGAGGCAGGAGAGGGGGGUGAAGUGAGGGGAGAGAGGUGCCUUAGAUAUUAUGAUGGGUGGAGGAGCAAUCUUCUCGAUUUUUUGCCUACCAGAGCGUAGUAUCAGGUACUGCAGACGAAGAUGUCAACGGCCGUCAAUGAUGAAAAGUAGGGAUAUAAUCUUUAAUAUCAUGUAUCGUGCUGAAUAACGGC
This is a messenger RNA of Cercospora beticola, 3563 nucleotides long. RefSeq lists its product as uncharacterized. Lineage: Eukaryota; Fungi; Ascomycota; Dothideomycetes; Mycosphaerellales; Mycosphaerellaceae. The record is from RefSeq and is a predicted model, not a curated record.